Penicillium olsonii is the source of this 942-nucleotide messenger RNA. The record is from the annotation of a GenBank genome assembly. Lineage: Eukaryota; Fungi; Ascomycota; Eurotiomycetes; Eurotiales; Aspergillaceae.
AUGACCCCUCAGACAGGACCAGUUGUUGCCAUUGCCGGUGCCACCGGGCAUCUCGGCAAGCAUGUCACCAAUGCCUUUCUAUCCUCUGCAUUCUACGACAAGUUCUCCGAGAUCGUCCUCUUAUCGAGAAAGGAGCCGAGUCGUCUUCAACCGUCCGAAGUUCGGGCCGGUGUCAAGGUAACAACCCGGGCCUAUAACGAAGACAACCUGGAAGACGCCCUGCAAGGCGUCAACAUCCUUGUUAAUACAAUCGGACCUGAAGGCCACGGCUUCAAAACCAAGAUUGCAGCCACAUUGCCUCGGACCGGUGUCCAGGUAUAUUUCCCAUCGGAAUUCGGAGUCGACCAUUACGGGCACGAUUUUGCCCACUUGGAAUGGUAUGAAAAGAAGAAACAUCUCGCGAAUGCGCAGCCGGUCGUAACGCACAUGAAAAUCUGCCGAGUAUUCUGCGGCUUAUUUCUAGAAGACAGCAUCGGCCCGUGGUUUGGUUUAGAUACAAGGAAUGGGAAAUAUACCAGCGUGGGGCCCCCGCACUCGCCGAUCUCUUUCACGGCUCUCCAAGACGUCGGCAAAACAGUUGCAUCGCUGGCGACUCUACCCGAGGCAGAUAUUCCUGACAUUGUUCAUCUGGCCGGCGAUACUCGCUCCAUUGCUGAGGUGGCGUCCAUCAUGCAGGAUGCGGGAGCGGGGCAAAUUGAUGUGGCGGAGAUUCCUUACCAGGCAUACAAGGCGCAGACAACGUCAGAAGCCUCGUGGGACCCUGCCGCUUACUUGCGUUUCUUGAUGGGGGAUGGGAAUAUCAAUCAUUCCUCUGAUGGCUUGGGAAAUGAUAAUGAGCUGGUCAACCCGGGUCAGCGGCUGUGGAAGUGGAAGACUUUAAAGGACUUGGCGAAUGAGACCAAGGGCCGGCCUUGGAAAGACACUGUUUGGCCUCCCAAGUAG